UAAGUUUUUGUGAAUACUAGUGCGCAUGUGUUCGUAAAAGCAUAUGGAAUGCGUCAUUGACGGUCAUUUCUUUGUUUUCGCUUCUUGGUUUCAUACUUAUAUUUCAGUGUGUACAAGAAAUUAAUAUCGUAAGGAGAGAAAGAAAAUUAUAAAGUAAUUUCUAUUAUAAAAAAAAAAGAAAAAUGGAAACUGACGCUCGUCCACCACAAAAAUUAUCAAGCACCGGAAAUUUGGCUACCAAUUGGAAAAGAUGGAGAAAAGAAUUUAACACAUAUAUGAUCAUCACUAAGGGUUAUAAUAAACCUCAAGAGGAACAAGUUGCUUGGUUGGAAAAUUUGAUUGGACCCAUUGGAUUAAAAGCUCUCGAAAAAAUAACCUUUAAUAAUCAUAAUGAUGAAAUGACAAUUUCUAUUGUUCUUGAAAAAUUGGAUCAGUUUUUUAAUCCUGCAAAAAAUGAAAUUGAAGAAAGAUAUAAAUUUUUUUCAAAAACAAAAAAAGGAAACGAGUCCAUUGAUACAUUCAUUCGUGAUUUAACAGAUUUAGCAAAAUCUUGUAAUUUUGGCGAACAAAUGGAGAAUUUAAUUCGUGAUGCUGUGAUUCUUGAUAUAAAAGACAAUAAUCUUCGAAAACUUUUAUUUGAGGAGAAAAUGUUAACAAUUGAAAAAUUGAAAGUAAUUUAUAAAACAUAUGAAAUUAAUUCGGAAAAAAUAAAAGGUGUAUCUAAAUUGUUGGCAAAAACAACAGAUGAAACAAAAACUGUUAUUCCAAAUAUUAGAAGGCCAAGAUCAUUAUCAAGAAGACCAUUAUUGUCGAAAAAUUAUCCUCCAAAAAAUUUCACAAAAGGAUGUUGGAAAUGUGGACAAGUUCAUCCAAUAAAAUCUUGUCCUGCUUUUAAAUCCAUAUGCAUUUAUUGUGAUCAAAUAAAUCAUUUUUCAAAUCGUUGUCCUAUUGCGAAACUGGAUGAAAUUCAAAUUACAUCAAAAACAGAGCCUUCAGUUAAUAAAACCAUUUCUAAAUCAACGGAAGAUAUUACUGAAGCUGAAGUAUAAAAAAGGAAUCUUUUUUACUAUUUUAAUUUAAUGUUUUAUUUCAUUUAAUCGUAUUUAUAAAAAAGUUCAUUUGUUUUUUUUUAAUUUCUUUUUCCGAGGAGAGAUCUCCUUAAUAAACUUGAUAAAAUGUAAACGAAUAAAUCAAGUUGUUAACAUCUUUAAAUGAAAAAUAUUUUCAA
Molecule: messenger RNA, 1228 nt
Organism: Leptopilina boulardi
Lineage: Eukaryota; Metazoa; Arthropoda; Insecta; Hymenoptera; Figitidae
Exons: 4
Coding region: 183-1049 (288 amino acids)
Molecular function (GO): nucleic acid binding; zinc ion binding
Source: RefSeq, a predicted model, not a curated record